Messenger RNA from Arachis ipaensis, 1399 nucleotides. RefSeq names its product 3-phosphoserine phosphatase (gene PSP). The record is from RefSeq and is a predicted model, not a curated record. Gene Ontology annotation, cellular component: cytoplasm; chloroplast. Lineage: Eukaryota; Viridiplantae; Streptophyta; Magnoliopsida; Fabales; Fabaceae. Gene Ontology annotation, molecular function: L-phosphoserine phosphatase activity; magnesium ion binding. Gene Ontology annotation, biological process: L-serine biosynthetic process; dephosphorylation.
GACUUUCUGGUAAGAAGAGGUUAAGCAUGAGCCUCACCAACCAUCUCAAGGUGCCUCCCAAAAGCUUCGAUUUUAGUGGGAAAAAGAAAAAGCCUCAGGCAGGUUAGAGGUACUUCAAUUGGUUUUCAUGGAAGGGUUGGUGAGUUCUGGGAUCAACCCAGUUUGCGUUUUUUGUUGCAAGAAACACCAAUCUCUUUUCGUUCCUUCAUCGACGCUGCAUCUGAAGAAGAGGAACAACAUUGCCUCUGGGAUUGGUGUUGAGAUCGUGAAGCAUUCUUCGCCAAUGGUUGUUGUAGCUGCUGCUUCGUCUGUUGGUGGAGCUAAAGUGGGCCAUUUUGAGAACACUAUUCCUUCCAAAGAAACUCUUGAUCUUUGGAGAAAGUGUAGUGCUGUGUGCUUUGAUGUCGAUAGCACCGUCUGCUUGGAUGAAGGUAUUGACGAGCUUGCCGAGUUCUGUGGUGCUGGAAAGGCUGUUGCUGAAUGGACUGCUAGAGCUAUGGGUGGUUCUGUUCCUUUUGAGGAAGCCUUGGCUGCUAGACUGAAAUUGUUCAAUCCCUCUUUAUCUCAGGUUCAGAAUUUUCUUGAGCAAAGGCCCCCACGGCUUUCCCCUGGCAUUCAAGAAUUAGUCCAGAAGCUGAAGGCCAAUCACAUGGAUGUAUAUUUGAUAUCUGGAGGCUUUCGUCAAAUGAUCAAUCCUGUUGCAUCGAUUCUCGGGAUACCAAAAGAGAACAUUUUUGCCAAUCAACUACUUUUCGGAAGCUCUGGAGAGUUUCUGGGUUUUGAUGCAAAUGAACCUACUUCAAGAAGUGGCGGCAAAGCUACUGCAGUACAACAACUGAGGAAGGCUCAUGGAUACAAGGCAUUAGCUAUGAUUGGGGAUGGUGCAACUGAUCUUGAGGCUCGCAGACCAGGUGGUGCUGAUUUGUUCAUUUGCUAUGCCGGUGUUCAACUUCGAGAAGCUGUUGCUACAAAAGCUGAUUGGCUGGUUUUCAAUUUUAAAGACCUCAUCAAUUCGCUAGAGUAACCUUUUUUUUUUUCAGCUUUUCCUUUUUGGAUCCCAAUCUGAUAAGUGUUCCAAAUUUUAUAAAGGUUCUGGUAACCUUCUAUGAUAUUAGAGCAUUAUAGAAGUAUGAGUAAACGAACAUGGUAACCUGUCUGUGGUACACCUAAAUAAGUAUGGUGUACCACUAGAUCCAAUGGUGAAUAUGUAAGUCUAGAGAUGUGUUAACCAUUGGAUCUAACUAAUAAUCUGUUGUACUCCAUACUUAUUUUGGUGCACUGUAGCCGUGGCCAAGAAAUAUUUUUCGAUCUGUAUUUCUGCCAAUUUCCCCCCUUGAUUUAAUUGUACAAAUGUUCUUAUCUUUAUGUAAUUUUUGUGCUUGAGAGCAUUCAGAAUUAC